This is a messenger RNA of Mucor mucedo, 890 nucleotides long. RefSeq lists its product as uncharacterized. Gene Ontology annotation, cellular component: nucleus. Gene Ontology annotation, molecular function: DNA-binding transcription activator activity, RNA polymerase II-specific; RNA polymerase II transcription regulatory region sequence-specific DNA binding. Gene Ontology annotation, biological process: regulation of transcription by RNA polymerase II. The transcript has a single exon. NCBI's taxonomy places the organism in Eukaryota, Fungi, Mucoromycota, Mucoromycetes, Mucorales, Mucoraceae. The coding region runs from base 141 to 734 and encodes 197 amino acids. The record is from RefSeq and is a predicted model, not a curated record.
AAUUCUCAAACACAUACAUAUGACGACUGAUUUUAUUUCUAGGUUUGGGUGCAGAACAAAGAAAUCAAGAAAAAGUAUUUAUACGUCAGCCCCCCUCUUCUUUCUUUUGUCUUAUCGUCAUAAAAACCCAUUGCCGAAGAAUGAAAUCAGUUAUACCACAAAGAAAACAAAUGUCUAUCUCUUCUAUUACCUGUAAACAAACACAACACCAGCCAAAGCUACAGUGCAACUAUUAUCAGGAUACACAGCCUAUUCGUGCCAUUCGAUCACCACCUACUUCACCGGAGCAUGAGCACUUUAUCAACUCGCCGCCCUCAUCACCACAUUCUUUUGAUUUUUCACCCCCGUCAUCUUUAUCACAUCAUUAUUACCGAGACGAAGAUGAUCAAAGCAUUUCCAAUAGAAAUGGUACAGCUACAUUGCAAGAAAGAAGACAAAGGAAUAAAGCAGCUUCAGCUAAAUAUCGUCAAAAAAAGAACAUCCAACAAAAUGAAAUGAGAGAUAUGAUUAACCAAAUAUCUGAACGUAAUGCCACACUUGAAAGACAGCUCCGGGAAGUCCGACUUGAAAACCAAAAGUUAAGGGCUGAUGCUGAUAGAUUGCGAGGUAAAUGUGUUGCUAAAAAACUAUUACGUCAAUGGAUGGAUCGCCAGAAGCAAGGUUCUUUUGAUACAGUGAGUCACCAUGAUUUGUUGAGUGAUGAUGACUUAGAUAGUUUAUCUUCAGAUAUUUAAUAUAUAUGUAUGUAUUUAUAUGUAUACAUAUAUGAUAUCCCCUCUCUUAAUUACAUUGUACUUCUUUUUUUUUUUUUUACUACUAUCUUACUUUUUGUAAUAAACAAUUUCUUGUCUAUUUUAAGCACUGAGACAACAAAUAUGACGCCAAAAUAA